Messenger RNA from Schizophyllum commune H4-8, 1290 nucleotides. RefSeq lists its product as uncharacterized. NCBI's taxonomy places the organism in Eukaryota, Fungi, Basidiomycota, Agaricomycetes, Agaricales, Schizophyllaceae. The transcript is spliced from 7 exons. The record is from RefSeq and is a predicted model, not a curated record. The coding region runs from base 1 to 1290 and encodes 429 amino acids.
AUGGCUUCCUCAACGGCGCAGGGUUUUGCUGGACCUGGCCGCCUUCAAAUCGGCUCAUACUCAGAGUCACUGAGAUCCGAUGUGCAGACGGCGAUGUUCAUGACAAGGGGUCUUUCUUUGUCUCGAGCUCGGGCCGAUCCUGGCAUGUUCGUGCCUUUGCUGACGCCAAAGAGGCAGGAGCAGAUCAAUCUUCAUGCAACUAGAGGCAAUGGACACGGCAAGCGGAGGUUGCCACAUGCUAUCCAACCAGAGGUACCCGAUUCCAGGAAGAUUGACUUGCCUCUACCUUCAAGCGUGACUGGCGCAAAUUCCGAUGGGGAGAAAGAUGGCUUACCAGAGCCCCAAAAUGGUCCUGCGGCUGCUCUUGUUCGCGAGAUCCUGCUCCAAGGCCUGAUGGGACAGGAACCUGCUAUGCGACGCGAGAUGCAAUUCGCACAUCUAGUGCCGAGUGUUUCGCAGGCCAAGCUCCAGGCAGUCAUUUCAGGCGAAGAAGACAUUGACCCCCGUAAUUUCGCCCUCUACCGCGACAGUGGCUUGUCUACCGCAGACACUAUAGCGCAUCAGUACAACCAUAUGCUGAUCACGAAGUUGGCGCAUUAUGUCGACAAAGUCGCUAGUCGCGCUCUCGAUCGUUAUGGACUCUGGCGGAGGCGGGACUGGUUCCGGUACAUCGCCGGCAGGAUCUACGACAUUAUCAGCGACUGGAUGAAGAUCCAAUGUCGCCCUGGCGAAUCGCGGGAGGCCUUCAUCGCACGGAUUGCGGGGGCGAGAAUGGAAAGGACCUUGGCCUCCGCCAACAACUCAAAUCGCCAUUAUAAAGCUGCCGGUCGCAGUGCCUUGGCCUCCGGUUAUCUUGAGGCAGGUAUGAUGCUAAACGACAGGCGGAUCUGUAGCCUGGCGCGCUACAUGCUCCAGACACUUGUAUAUCUGGGCCACGAAGGAAUGUCCGACGAAGAGGAUCUUCCCGAGGACGAUCCGAAUUACAAGAGGGUCAAGAAAGUCGCAACACUACCUUGGCGCGCGCCCGCCUUGACUGAGCUUUUCGAGUUCAUCGACACGCUGCCGACGAGGGAACGUCAGAUAUUCAGCCAGUCCGGUGCACCCAGGAUGGCAAGGAUCCGCACCGGACAACCUCCAACAGCGCUGCGGCAAGUUCCAAAGAACGUUCCGUUGGCAUGCUUCAACCAGGCAUGGAUCGCGGAAGACGAGUUCCGCAAAGUUGCGUGUCGAAUUGACAUAGAGUCGGCCUUCGAGCUUAUUGACUUAAAGGAUUUCGUCGACCAGGAGUAA